CCGUAGUGGCCAUCCAUAGCGCGAGUUGUUCUGUCAGUCAGCUCUAACGUCAGGUACGGCAGGUGAAAAAAAGAAACACCUAAAAAAAAAGAGAACGAAAAAAAAACUUGACUAGAUAAGUUGAAACAAGAAAAAUGGCGGACUCGGAUGAGUCGUUACAAGACAACGAGCUGUUUACACUGAAAAGUUUCCUGGACAAUUUUGAUCUUCCACAAACUGUAUUUGUUGUGUCACCAGGUAACUGCCAGACGACUCCUGCUGUCGAAGAAGGUCAGUGGCUGCGUUUGUAUAAAACUGUUAUCCCCAGAGUGUUGUUGACACCUUGUAAGGCAGACGAUGAAUGCGAGUGGGACACGCACUGUGAUCCGUCGGCCAAGACUCCGGUCACGGACCACGAUACUAUUGAAGUACCUAUAGACUAUCCAGCACGGUACGUUGUUCUUUCACCUCCACAUGACGAACAAGAGCCGGACGCGAUCUACGAGACGAUAAAUGAUUUAAUAAAGGUAUCACCGCCAUUAUUUAAAGCGAACUGUUCGUCGUGCUUCUCGCAACAGAGUUUCAUUGGAGAAAUACAGAAAAACAAUUUUGAGGCUGGAGAUACAUUCAAGUUUCUGAAAAUCGUUCGCGAUGGAUAUUUCGGGAAAUAUUUACAAUGCCAACACCAAGACGGUCGAAUUAUGGAACUGCCAUGGUCAUGUAAGGGUGAUUUUUCUUACGUUGUUGAUUCGAAUACCACUUACACUGUGGAACAACUUCUGGAAGCGAAUCGCAUGCCCAGAUAUCUUUGGCAAGCUGAUGAAUUGGUUGAUCACAGUAAUUACCAAGACAGCAUCGUACGUGUGGGAAUUGAUUCCCCCUCGAAAGUAUUCACAGACGACCCAUUUUUCAACGACGAUUCGAUCGACAUGUCUGAAUCAUAUUUCGCUAAUCAACGGAAUAGUUUUCGUUCUGCGAAAUUAUCUGGAAGGAAUAUUAUUUAUAUGGACAUUCCUGAGAUUUUUGUCCAGGUUUAUCAUACUAGUGACCCUACUGAUACUGUUGAUGCUGAUCCCACACGGAAUGGCGAAUCAGACGUAAGGUGGCUCAUUCCUCUUAGUUCUGACAUGCUUGUUAAAUGUAUAUCCAUUCCAGAUUAUGAACAUCCCAAAAAUUACAAAGCCCGUCGUACAUUAUGGGAAGUGGCAUCGGAACAUACUCGACCACUAAUUUUCUUCCCAGUCUUAGCCCAAAUUGUAUCUUACCCCGACCUUCCUUCUGAAUUCGCCACUUAUCUUAAACCAAAGUCACAAAUAGUUGUUCGAAGAGUGGAACAUAUCGAUAAAAUUCUUGCGCGCACGGAAGACAGAUUUUUCAUAAUUGGACCUAAUCUUUAUAAAAGUUUCUCUGCAUUACCACGGAGAUUUCGGAAUGUCUCUGAAUUAAGUAUUUGCAAGGCUGGCUGUGAGCUGCAGGUAUUGGAAGAUGUGGCCACUGACUUUCCGAAACCAAUUAGUUUGAAUAAAGGAGAUAUAAUCCGAAUUCCAAACUUCCAGACCGUUGUCUAUAAAUUCGGAGGUGGCGAUUAUAAAAUGGAAUGUAAAGUGCUAAGAUGUGAGAAACUAAAUUCUCGUGGAAAAUAUGAGAAACUGAAGAUACCUGUGGAUUUAGAAAUUGAUUUAAUUGAAAUGAUUGCAAACGAAGACAGAGAAAGAUGGUUCGUGUCUGAAUUAUUCUACCGUCGGCCAAAAUUACCAUUGGAUGUAGAAGCCGGGGAUUUCUACCCAACAGUAAGUGCAGACACAGUGCUAACUUUGGAAAAUUUUGUUCGAGACACAGUUGUGGUUGUGUCUAACACAAAAGAUAGCCAAACAGAAUCGACAUUUUCAAAUCAAGUGUGUAUUGAAAUUCCUAGUCGAUAUAAAAUGGUUCUAGAUCUUAAACAGGAUACUGUCUUGCCAACUGACUUUACUUCUCCAGUUGAACGGAUAGCCUUGGAUGCUGAAGAACUAUUUGAGGAAACGUAUUUUUAUAUGGAAACUUACCACCUCCGUUUUCAAAGUAUGGACUGUUUGAGAGAUUCCGCUCAACACCAUAUGAGUUCAAGAUCUGUAUGGAGACGCGAUUUGAAUAUAGUACCACAGCUGUCCAACAUGAGGAGAUCUUUAUCAACAUUCAGCGUCAAUAAAGCAAACAAAUUGCGGAAAAGCUUUUCACGGAUGCGCAAGAAAAAAUAUCCAUCACAGGGUCUUAUAAGAUCAGAGGUCAGGAGGGCUGAAUCAGAUUUCAACAUUUAUGAAAAUAUCAGAAUCGACAAUCUUUUAACAACUCCAAUGCUAACUACUGCAUCAAUUUCUGCACCAACUCCUAUUCCAACUACAUCAACUACUACAUCCACUACUACACCAGCUACUGCAUCAAAUGCAUCAACAACACCAACUGGUGACUAUCCUUCCCUUUCAAACAGGACUUCCACCACACAGCCAAAUGUCUACAUCACAAGGACAUCAUCUGGCCAGAUUUCUGAUACAGAAUCGAAUCCCUAUGAAGAUGUUGUGAUAAGAACACGAGAACAGCCAGCCAUACCGAAAAAAAAGCCAACAUCAAAAUUCAAGAACCCAUUCAAGUUUUUAAAAAAAUUCUCCAAGCGCAGUUGAAGCAGUUUUAUAGCUCAUAAUAUAGGCUAUAAUGUGAUGACUUUUACCUGUUUCUUUUGCUCACAUCUUCAGUAGAGCAAUAUGCCUGCUAGAUCAACGCUGACCUGGAUCUUGUGUAACAAAGACUCUAGUAACAAUGAUUUUAUCAUGUGAGAACUCAACCUCAUACUCCUCUGUCUUUAUUUCUUUGUGUCUCUCCAUCUCUCUCUCUCUCUCUCUGUAUUUCUCUCUUUCCCUCUUUUCUUUCCUCAUUCCGUUUAUUUUUUUUUUUGCCCUCCUUUAUGCCUUGUCUUCUUACACAUACCAAUUCAUGCAUGCACACACACACACAAAUACAUUUACUCAGACACACCUUCAAUCAGUGCUGUCUUAAUGUCAGACAUUUAUUCCUUCUCCACUUGAAUAAUUGUAUGUUCUAAUCUUUUAUGUGCAACUUUAGUUGUAGAUUGGUAUGUAAAUAACUGUUUGGAGAAGACAAGUGUCACUAUAUAUACAUGCCAUUUUUCUUGCUUCCCUUGAUGGUGCUGAGUGCAAUUUUUCCCCACAAAGACAUUAAUCCAUUUCCAGCUGUAGGACUGCCAAAAAGGACUGGCAAGUAAGGAAGUCUUUAUUUUCUGGAGGUUUCCUGUUGUUCUUCUUCAAUCCAGAGCCCUGAACUGAUUGUUAAACCCUUCCAUUUGUCCCACAGUCAGGUAACGACCAUAGUACAUGUAGCUGGCCAUAGAGAACCCUACAAAAAAGACAGAAAUCAAAUGUCCAACCUGUCGAAGUUAGUGUCUGUGAAAUGCGAACCCACACAACUUCAUCCGGCAGUCAGAAAAAAGAAACCUUAAGUAGAAAAUAUGAUAUGAAUAAAGUUUAUACUAUGCAACCAC
Molecule: messenger RNA, 3511 nt
Organism: Octopus sinensis (East Asian common octopus)
Lineage: Eukaryota; Metazoa; Mollusca; Cephalopoda; Octopoda; Octopodidae
Exons: 5
Coding region: 135-2636 (833 amino acids)
Biological process (GO): T cell receptor signaling pathway
Source: RefSeq, a predicted model, not a curated record